CGGGUCGAAGAGCAGAAAACAACAAACAAGUUAGGGUGAAGACCGUCGGGAUGGAUGCAGCAACCUUGACAUAUGACACACUUCGCUUUGGAGAGUUUGAAGAUUUUCCUGAGACCUCAGAGCCUGUGUGGAUCUUGGGCAGAGAAUACAAUGCACUCACAGAGAAAGAUGACAUUUUAUCAGAUGUCACUUCACGACUGUGGUUCACAUACAGAAAAAACUUCCCGCCGAUUGGUGGGACAGGACCAACGGCAGAUACAGGAUGGGGGUGUAUGUUACGAUGCGGCCAGAUGAUCCUUGGCGAGGCCUUGUUGUGCCGACAUUUAGGCAGAAACUGGAGAUGGAACAAAGACGAGAAACAAAGAGAAGAGUACAUCAGUAUUCUCAACGCCUUCAUUGACAAGAAAGACAGCUAUUAUUCCAUUCAUCAAAUUGCCCAAAUGGGUGUUGGAGAGGGGAAGCCAAUAGGCCAGUGGUAUGGACCAAACACAGUCGCCCAGGUUCUAAAGAAACUGGCAGUGUUUGAUACGUGGAGCAGAUUAGUUGUGCACGUGGCAAUGGACAACACUGUGGUCAUCGAGGAGAUCAAGCGGCUCUGUAUGCCCUGGCUGGAUGCGGCAGAGGCCUGUGGAGAUGCCGAGGCAGGGGGGGAUCUGAAUGGCUGCCUCGAGGGUGCGUGUGCGAUGGCUGAGGAGGAAACGGCUCUGUGGAGACCCCUGGUCCUGCUCAUCCCCCUCAGGCUGGGCCUUAGUGACAUAAACGAGGCUUAUAUUGAAACCCUCAAGCAAUGCUUCAUGCUGCCUCAGUCCUUGGGUGUUAUUGGGGGGAAACCCAACAGUGCCCAUUACUUCAUUGGUUAUGUCGGAGAAGAACUCAUCUACUUAGACCCACACACCACACAGCCUGCAGUGGAUCCGUGUGAAGACAGCCAGGUCCCCGAUGAGACGUACCAUUGUCAGCACCCACCCUGCCGCAUGCACAUCUGUGAGCUGGACCCCUCCAUCGCAGCGGGUUUCUUCUGCAGAACAGAGGACGAGUUUGAUGACUGGUGUAUGCGCAUAAGAAGGCUGUCCUGCAGAAGAGGGGGCCUGCCCAUGUUUGAACUCGUAGACAGCCAGCCCUGUCACAUGGUCAGCAUGGAUGCCCUGAACCUCACUCCUGACGCUCUCUUCACAGAUUUCUCAGACUCCGACAGGUUGGAGCGGUUCUUUGACUCAGAAGACGAAGAGUUUGAGAUCCUUUCCCUGUGAGGAACACUCGAACGAUGAUGAACUGUUCUUGACAGUAGGCGAGAGAUUCCCUCUUCUCUGUAUCAGAAGGAAAAGCCUGAGGGGAGGAACAUUAUUUGGAGAACUCUUGAGCCAGUCCAGCUCCAAUGGUGUAGUCAGUGUGUGUCACACAGUGUUCUCCAACCUCUGAUUACGCUCUGUAUCCACCAUCGAGACUGCCUGGUGGAAGCAGUAGCAGGAGCUCAGGACAAAUUCUGUAUGCACAUCUUCACAUACAUGUGUUUGCAUUGAGUCUUAACACUUUAAAUGUUUAUUCUGAAGUGAUAUGGUGCCUUUCCCUGACUCCAUAAGAAAAAAUUGCCAUAACAGUUUUAUGUUGUAUAGAACACAAUGGUUCAUCAUGCCCAUUGCUUCCGCGGUAUGUCACUAAAAACUGAAUACUGUAACAGCCUGUAAUGAAACCAAAUUCAGUCCAGACAAGUUGUAAUAUUUGAAUUAAUCAUGCAAAGUAUCCUGAUCCAAGUCGGAUCAUGGACACAAGUUCAUUUGAAGAUUAUUUAUUUAAUCAACACAAUAUAAAGACAGGUGAAAUAACAAUAGAGAUGUAAGAGAAUUAAAAAACAAAAAAAUAAAAUCACUAUCGGGUA
This is a messenger RNA of Limanda limanda (common dab), 1876 nucleotides long. It is a transcript of the gene atg4b, whose product is annotated as autophagy related 4B, cysteine peptidase. NCBI's taxonomy places the organism in Eukaryota, Metazoa, Chordata, Actinopteri, Pleuronectiformes, Pleuronectidae. The coding region runs from base 51 to 1250 and encodes 399 amino acids. The record is from RefSeq and is a predicted model, not a curated record. Gene Ontology annotation, molecular function: protein-phosphatidylethanolamide deconjugating activity. The transcript has 13 exons.